This is a messenger RNA of Larimichthys crocea (large yellow croaker), 2286 nucleotides long. RefSeq names its product general transcription factor IIE, polypeptide 1, alpha (gene gtf2e1). The coding region runs from base 200 to 1540 and encodes 446 amino acids. The record is from RefSeq and is a predicted model, not a curated record. NCBI's taxonomy places the organism in Eukaryota, Metazoa, Chordata, Actinopteri, Sciaenidae. The transcript has 6 exons. Gene Ontology annotation, biological process: transcription initiation at RNA polymerase II promoter. Gene Ontology annotation, cellular component: transcription factor TFIIE complex.
UGGUUACCGAGUGUAGAAAUUGUAUCGCUUUACGAAAAACCUUUGUUGCCGUUUUUUGGUUUUACUUCCGAGGUUGUCCUCUUCGUAUAAGUCAUAUAAAGCAUGCUCAGCUAAACUAACAAGAUUUUUCCAAGUGUUAAUGCGUAUUUGUGUCAUGACAUAAGGAAGCGGGGACAUAACAUCAGAGUAUCCGCAGAAGAUGAUAGAACCAGAGCUACUAACCGAGGUCCCUGCAGCACUCAAGCGGCUAGCCAAGCAGGUAGUAAGGGGUUUCUAUGGAGUGGAGCAUGCCCUGGCCCUGGAUGUGCUGAUCCGCAACCCAUGUGUACGUGAGGAGGACAUGCUGGAGUUGCUCAAGUUUGACCGCAAACAGCUGCGCUCUGUGCUCAACACCCUGAAGUCAGACAAGUUUGUCAAGUGCCGCAUGAGAGUGGAAACAGCACCUGAUGGCAAGACAACGCGGCACAACUACUACUUUAUCAACUACAGGGUACUGGUCAAUGUGGUCAAAUAUAAAUUGGAUCACAUGCGACGGCGCAUCGAGACAGAUGAGCGAGACUCCACCAACCGUGCCUCGUUCCGGUGUCCCUGCUGCUUCUCCACCUUCACCGACUUAGAGGCCAACCAACUGUUUGACCCCAUGACAGGCACAUUUCGCUGCACCUUCUGCCAGACGGAGGUAGAAGAGGAUGAAUCAGUCUGCCCUGAUGCCAGGACGCUGGUGGCACGCUUCAAUGAGCAGAUCGAACCCAUUUAUGUGCUGUUACGCGAGACCGAAGAUGUUAACUUGUCCCAUGACCUGCUGGAGCCUGAGCCUUCUGAAAUUCCAGCCCUCAAACAGAGCCGUGAACGUGCUGCAGCAUCUGGAGCAAACGCAAGCGGCCCACACCGUGAAGCCUGGUCGAACAAAGGCUCAUCCUUCGCUGACCUUUACACCCAGAACGUGGUUAUCAGCAUGGAGGAGCAGGAAGAACAGCAGAAACAGGCCAAUGAGGCCAAGGCACCAAAGGAGAGACCCGUCUGGUUGACCCAGAGCACCGUGCAGGGCGCUUACAGUGAGCCUGACAUCCUCAAGAACCAUGGAGACAUUGUGCCCGGAGCCCAGGAUGGAGCAACUGGUCUCGGCGUUGGUCAGUCAGACGAUAAUGAGGAAGUGAUGCGCGCCCUGCUUAUCCACGAGAAAAGGGGUGCGGCAGCAGCAGCAGCAGGUGGAGGUAGUGCAAGUGCCGCUACCAGGGGGCUCACUUCCACCACCGCUAAUGGCAGCGACUCUGAGAGCGACACAAGCGAAUCGGAUGACGACUCUCCCUCGAAUCCUCCGCCCGCCACAGCUGCUCAGCAUCGGGCCGCCGAGGAGGAAGAAGACGACGACGACGAGUUUGAGGAGGUGGGGGAUGAGCCGAUGGUGAUGGUGGGGGGCCGGCCGUGCUCAUACCGAGAGGUCAGCCAGAGGCCAGAGCUAGUGGAACAGAUGUCUGCACAGGAGAAGGAGGCCUACAUUGAAAUGGGACAAAACCUCUUUCAGGACAUGUACUUCUAAACACACACACUUGUAUGUGCAUACAUUUACACACAUAAUGAAAGAAUUUUGGCAAGAUUGGCUUUGAUUUCCCGAAUGUAUACUUCUGCUGUCUCACACUGUCAAUAGUGAUACAUGAGGAAAUAUUUGUGGUCGCAACUUCUCUAGAACACCACAAGAUGCUGCUCAAGAAGUAUUUACAGUCCACUUCUUGCUCUUGUAUUAUCAGAAACAUGAUUUGACAGUGUUGAUCACGCCUUUAGUAUUCUGUCCCAAGUAUUUUUGUAUUCUCUGACACCAAAUUAGGUGGGAGCUGUCCAGCUGCAGUUUGCCAACUUGUUUUUUUAUUUUUAUUUUAGUUUAACACCAGUCACGUUUUAGUCGUGCUUUUCAGCCGUGCGUCGCUCAUGCAUCCGACAGAUGCGCUUCAGUUUUAAUCGAUACAGCUGUCUACACACAAGCAUAUGAAUUAUGCUUCAUGUCUGUUUUCUUCCCACUCAUGUGUUUAACUACAUUGAUUGUGUAUUGGGCUGUGAGCUGUGCCAAAAGACAUCUGAGCGUAUAGCACACAGCAGUACUCUGGCUGAACGUAAAAGCGGUGUGAUCCUGGAGGACCGAUGCUGCUGCCGUGUUGUUCUGAAACAAGAUCAGACUGGAUUUAAAAGCUUAUCUCAGGCAAGAGAAACAAGAAGAUAUAGUGGAGUUGUUGUACAGUAAAGCAUUUGUAAUUCUGAAAAAUCUGUAAUAAAAAACACUGCAGUACAGCA